Molecule: messenger RNA, 963 nt
Organism: Solenopsis invicta (red fire ant)
Lineage: Eukaryota; Metazoa; Arthropoda; Insecta; Hymenoptera; Formicidae
Gene: ND-24
Product: NADH dehydrogenase [ubiquinone] flavoprotein 2, mitochondrial
Exons: 4
Coding region: 151-882 (243 amino acids)
Biological process (GO): mitochondrial electron transport, NADH to ubiquinone
Molecular function (GO): NADH dehydrogenase activity
Source: RefSeq, a predicted model, not a curated record
UGGCCUGGCAGUUACCACGGUUUCCCGUCAGUCGGUGUGGCGGAGGCGGAGAGCGAAUAAUUGACGUUUGUUCACGUCUGUUUGACAAGGUGCAACGAAUAGGAAUCUCGAGGAAUUUUGUAGUCACGUCCAUCGUUUAGUCGUGUCGACAUGCUGACGUCUUUACGUCGAGCUUGCGGGCUCUUCGCUCCAAGAAACAUUAGAGGAGUGCAAACAACAGCAAAUCGUGCAUCGGAUCAGCUAUUUGUUCACAGAGACAGUGAGCACGACAAUCCCAAUAUACCAUUCGAAUUCAAUGAGGCGAAUAAGAAGCGAAUUGAGGCGCUCCUCGCGAUUUAUCCCGAGGGUCACAAACGCGGUGCAAUGAUACCUCUGUUGGACUUGGCGCAACGGCAACACGGCUGGUUGCCCAUCUCCGCCAUGCACAAAGUCGCCGAGAUACUAGGCGUACCAAAUAUGAGAGUGUACGAGGUAGCCACGUUCUACACGAUGUUUAAUCGUAAACCCAUGGGCAAGUAUCACAUACAGAUCUGUACUUGCACACCGUGCUGGCUGAGAGACUCCGACUCGAUAGUCAACGCCGUGACGAAGGCUACAAACUGCGAGCUCGGCGGCACCUCCGCGGACAAGAUGUUCACCGUCUCCGAGGUGGAGUGUUUGGGCGCUUGUGCUAACGCCCCAAUGUUCCAAGUGAACGACGAUUAUUAUGAGGAUUUGACACCGGAGACUACGGCGGCUAUAAUAAAUGCUUUGAAAAAGGGCGAGAGACCACCGCCAGGACCACAGAAUGUUUCGAGAUUCGCGGCCGAUCCUGCCGGUGGACUUACGUCAUUAACGACUCCGCCUCCGGGUCCCGGAUUUGGAGUUAGGUCGGAUUUGUAAAAUAUGUUUUUGAUAGGUCUGUAGUGUACAUUAAUGAAAUGUAAAAAGGUUAUUAAUAAAAUAUAUCAAAAUAGCAGAUUA